This is a messenger RNA of Strongylocentrotus purpuratus (purple sea urchin), 282 nucleotides long. RefSeq names its product putative nuclease HARBI1. The record is from RefSeq and is a predicted model, not a curated record. Bases 40 to 282 code for a protein of 80 amino acids. The transcript is spliced from 2 exons. NCBI's taxonomy places the organism in Eukaryota, Metazoa, Echinodermata, Echinoidea, Camarodonta, Strongylocentrotidae.
CUGCUGGGCGACUCGGGAUACCCGUUGCUUCCCUGGCUGAUGACCCCUGUCAUCAACCAUGACACUCAAGAACAUAGAGCAUACAACAGUGCACAUGUGAGAACCAGAGUGAAAAUAGAGAUGGUGAAUGGUCAGCUGAAGAACAAGUUUCAGUGCCUCAUUGGCCGAGGACUAAACCUGAUCCCAUCAAGAGCUUGUGACGUGAUAGUUGCAUGCUGUGUCCUGUUCAAUCUGCAUAAGCUCUACAACGAGCCAGAGGAUGAAGACAAUGCUGCCCAAUAA